GGUGAUCCUUACGUAGUAGAAACGCCUCGAUGCGGUUAUUGUAGGAACUGCAAUAUUACAAACUGUUCUUAUGUUGUGUUAGAUCCUGAAGGAUGGACCCCAUGCCCGGCCAAGACAUACGGCUUCAGAUCCAGACCGACCUCCUCACGUGUCCGCUGUGCAGACGUCCUUACGUCAAGCCGCGCACCUUGCCGUGCCACCACACCUACUGUGAGACGUGCGUCGCCAGGUGUGCCGGGAGCUACCUGACGUUCCCCUGCCCGUCCUGCCGUCAGGACGUCGCCGUCCCCGUGAGCGGCGUGUCCGGCUUCCCCGAGGACGUCUUCCUCAGCAGACUGUCCUUCAAGGUCAGGACCAUAGAGGAGCCCUACGUCACACCCUACGUCAUCAACGAAUGUUUGACUCACCAGCGAGCGCCCAUCAGGUUUUACUGCCAGACGUGUGAGAAGCCGCUGUGCAGGGAGUGUCCCAGGGGGAACCACAACGCACACAAGGUGAGUCACAUAGAGGAGCAGAUAGAGAGGAUGAAGGAACGAGUCGGCACCGCUCUGUCUGACCAGCGACAGAGGUCUGCUACAGCCGUCACAAAUUUACAGGCAGUCCGUAACUCCAUCACUGAGAUUCUGCCACAGAAAAACGCCAUGGAACGCCACAUCGAAGCACUUGUGCAUGAACGAAUACAAGCUAUCCAAGUAGAGGGAGACGCACUGCAGGAAGAGUUAGACACGAUGUAUCAUAAACACUUUUCUGACAUGACCGAGAAGAGGAAAGAGUUGGAAAGCAUGGUAGAAACUCUGCUGACGUUUGACGUUGAAGCGGAGAGAGAGCUGGCUCGCGGCGGGUUGGUGGAUGUCAACCGGCACGGAGAGAUCUCAGAGAAGCUGAAGAUAAUGUACGAGACCAUGAACAGGCCUGUCAAACAUUCAUCGGGAUUUCAGGCAACAUUCAUACCAACGACCACAGCUGAGGAACGUCUUGUGGGAUACUUUGAAAGAGGCGAGAAACCUGUUCACAGAACGAACAACCCGGAGGUCAUAACGCAGUCGUCUAGGGUUGUUUCACAUAUGCAAGAACAUACCUUUCACUUUGGAUCCGUUUCCCACAACGGUCACGAAACGGGGUCUUCUCCGAAGUACGACUGGGAAAGGGAAAAUGAGAAGGGAAUACGGGCGGGGAUUUUCCAAGGCAAUAGGAACCGGCCAGCCUCGGCGAGGUACAGUGACGAGAAGCAAAAGAACGGCUCCUGGGUUCCCAAUCGCAGUUUCUCUCUUCAUGAAACACCAAACGAGAACACCAAGUCUGUGCCACAUAUCAGAAGGCAAGUAAGCGAGCCUGCGAAUGCUACACUUCAAUCGUACACAACGAGAGAAUCUACACAACAACCUGAAGCAGCAGUCAAGUCUGCACAACAACCCGAGACAGCUGCCAGGUCUGCACAGCAAUCAUGGACAACUACAAGGCAUUCACAGCAAUCAGACACAGCUAUCAUGACAGGGACAGCUACAAGGCCUACACAGCAGUCUGAGACACCUGCCAGCAAUCAGACAAGUAUGACAAGGCAAAUGAGUGAGUCUGCGAGGCCUACACAGCAAUUAAACACAACAAGAGAACUUGUGCAGGCACCAGAUACAGCUACAAGACCUACACAGCAUUCAAACACGACUCCAGUACCUACAAUUUCAUCAAAAACAGCUCAAAAGCCUUCGCGGCAGUCAGAGAUUCCUCGAAUACCCACACUUGAACCGGAUACAGGAAAGGGAUCUACACAACAAUCAGAGACAGGUCCAAUGUCUCCACCUCAAUCAGACACGACAGGAGGACCUAUACAGCAAUCAGAGACACCUCAAAAGACUGCACAGCAAUCAGAAACAGCUAUCAGAUCUACACAGCAAUCCGACACAGCACAUGGACAGCAAUCCGACACAGCACCAAGCACAGCACAGCGAUCAGAGACAGCAAAAGAACCCUCUCUAACACCGGCUGCGUCACGACUCGGCUCCAAUCAGAACUUUGUUCGAUGGAAGACAAUUCGUAUCGCCGACAAGGGAAAAGUGUCCAAGGUCUUGGAGUUCCCAGCUCAAGAAAAUCUAUCUGAAGAGAUUUUUCUGUAA
Branchiostoma floridae (Florida lancelet) is the source of this 2111-nucleotide messenger RNA. RefSeq names its product RING finger protein nhl-1-like. Gene Ontology annotation, biological process: positive regulation of DNA-templated transcription. Gene Ontology annotation, cellular component: nucleoplasm; chromatin. Bases 93 to 2111 code for a protein of 672 amino acids. The transcript has 2 exons. Lineage: Eukaryota; Metazoa; Chordata; Leptocardii; Amphioxiformes; Branchiostomatidae. Gene Ontology annotation, molecular function: zinc ion binding; ubiquitin-protein transferase activity. The record is from RefSeq and is a predicted model, not a curated record.